This is a messenger RNA of Cladophialophora yegresii CBS 114405, 804 nucleotides long. RefSeq lists its product as uncharacterized. Lineage: Eukaryota; Fungi; Ascomycota; Eurotiomycetes; Chaetothyriales; Herpotrichiellaceae. The transcript has 3 exons. Bases 1 to 804 code for a protein of 267 amino acids. The record is from RefSeq and is a predicted model, not a curated record.
AUGUUGUAUUCUACAUUUCUCGCCGCAGUUCACGUCGCCAGUAUCGCCAGUGUCCGUGCCCGCGGUCAUUCUCAUACCCACUUUCACAAAGUGCGCGGGAUCAAUGAGGUGUUUGCUCUUGGGGCAAACAACAAUCCAGCGGAUGUACAAGAUGGCACUGGAGCCGGAAGUGAUUGGUACACGACCUAUUCUGGAGAUGGUUCAGCGGCCGCUGGCUGGCCUCUGAUGGCACAGUGGGUGUCGUUCGAAGACAUGGUCAAUGCCAACAAGGGCGUCAUGCGCGUUUCCUGUGUCAAUCUAGGAUCGGACAACGGACCUGACGAUAGCGAAGACGAGAUUGAUCUAGUCCUGAACGCGGUUCAAUAUGUUUCCUACCUGACCAACGUCGACCACCGCUUUAUCCUGGCGAUUGUUCUUCAAGAGUCCAAAGGCUGCGUCCGAGUGCGAACGACUAACAAUGGUGUGCAAAACCCAGGCUUGAUGCAAGCCCACGACGGCGCAUUCUCUUGCAACAUGGAAGGAAACCUUCAGACCCCAUGCCCAGCUUCUCAGAUCUUUGGCAUGAUCUUUGAUGGCGUUGGCGGAACAUCAACUGGGGACGGGCUUGCGAAGAUACUGAACCAGCUGGCAUCGAGCGGCAACGACGCGCAGGCUUAUUAUCGGGCGGCUCGUCAAUACAAUACUGGCUCAAUUGCGCAGGACGGUGAUCUGGAUGUGGGUGGACACUCUACAAACUGCUAUGCUAGUGACGUUGCCAACCGUUUGACUGGAUGGGUCUGGGCUGAAACCGCGUGCUCUUUGUGA